AUGGCGGAAGUGGAUCCAGAAACCCUUUUAGAAUGGUUGCUGACCGGGCAGGGUGAUGAGCGUGACAUGCAGCUCAUUGCUCUUGAGCAGCUGUGCAUGCUGCUUCUCAUGUCCGAUAAUGUGGACAGAUGCUUUGAAAGCUGUCCUCCUCGAACAUUUCUCCCAGCAUUAUGUAAAAUCUUCUUAGAUGAAUGUGCACCUGACAAUGUAUUGGAAGUGACAGCCAGAGCCAUUACAUACUAUCUCGAUGUUUCUGCGGAAUGCACAAGAAGAAUUGUAGCCAUUGAGGGAGCAGUCAAAGCUAUUUGCAGCAGAUUGCUCACUGUUGAUCCCAACAACCGUACCAGCAAGGAUCUCGCAGAACAGUGCAUUAAAGUGUUGGAGUUAGUUUGCACUAGGGAGGCUGGUGCUGUUUGGGAAGGUGGUGGCCUACCUGCAGUGUUACACUUCAUUACGCAUCAUGGUACAUCUGUGCACAAGGACACUCUCCACUCAGCUAUGGCAGUAGUAUCAAGGGUUUGUGGCAAAAUGGAGCCAGGUGACGCUCGCGUGGGUGACGCAGUUUCGUCUCUAUCAGCACUUCUACGUCACAAUGACGCGCGGGUCGCAGACGCAGCACUGCGCUGUUUCGCAUCGCUAGCUGAUAGAUUUGCGCGUGCGCACGCUGACCCGGCUCCUCUCGCUGAACAUGGUUUAAUAGAGGAAUUAGUGCGCCGCCUGGGCAGUGCCGAGAGUGGCGAUGAUAAAUGUUCAGCUCCAGCUGUGUCUACUACUGUUAGCUUAUUAUCUACAUUGUGUCGUGGUUCUGCACAAAUUACUCAUGAUCUCGUCCGCUUGGAGUUGUGCUCAGCUGUGGAGGCGGCAGUACAGGCUGAUGAGCGUUGGUGUCUGGAAUGUAUGCGGCUCGUGGACUUGCUGCUUGUUCUCUUGUGUGAAGGACGACAUGCUAUACAGAAUGGGUCCAACCGUAACGGUAGUUCGACGUCGGGGUCGAGUGCGUCGGGCGGAGCCAGCGGCGAGGGCUCGUCGGGCGGCGGCAGCGGCGCGCGCGGGGACAAGUCGCACCGACAGCUCAUCGACUGCAUCCGCGGCAAGGACACCGACGCCUUACUGGCCGCCGUCUCCAGCGGCGCAGUCGAUGUCAACUUCACUGAUGACGUCGGACAAACCCUACUCAACUGGGCCUCAGCCUUCGGCACAAGGGAAAUGGUUGAAUUCUUGUGCGAGAAAGGUGCUGACGUGAAUCGUGGUCAACGUAGUUCAUCUUUGCAUUACGCGGCUUGCUUCGGUCGUCCUGCUAUUGCUAAAGUGCUACUUCGUUAUGGUGCAAAUGCUGAUCUACGCGACGAAGAUGGAAAAACACCUCUUGACAAGGCCCGGGAAAGACAUGACCAAGGUCAUAGAGAAGUGGCAGCGAUCCUGCAGUGUCCUGGAGAGUGGUUGGUAGUCGGUAAUCACGAUUCGCCUUCACCGACCAAUGAUGACGAUUUCCCUGAAACUGGCGACAAGGAAAUGGCAGCAGUAUACCUCGAACGCCUGGUGCCGGUGUUCUCGGCGCGCUACCUGGGCGCGGGCGGCGCGGGCGUGCGGCGCGCCUGCCUGUCGCUGGUGCGCAAGAUGGUGCACUACGCGCCGGCGCGGCUGCUGCGCGCGCUGUCGCUGCGCCGCGAGCGCCGCCCGCCGCGCUGCUGA
Messenger RNA from Spodoptera littoralis (African cotton leafworm), 1692 nucleotides. The record is from the annotation of a GenBank genome assembly. NCBI's taxonomy places the organism in Eukaryota, Metazoa, Arthropoda, Insecta, Lepidoptera, Noctuidae.